AUGAAAUAAAAUAACAACGUAUGUAAUAUAAAAAAAUGUAAGAGAAAGAAAAAAUAUAUAUAUAUAAAAUAGGAAGGAAUUAUAAAUCUUGAAAAUUUCAAUGAAAACUCAAAUAAAUUACCAAUUAUAAACAGUCCACGUUCAAUAGAAGCUUGUCGUCGAUAAGGAAUAGUUCCAGAUGAAUUAAUAGUAAAAUCAUUAGAUGAUAUGAAGAUUAUAUAUCCCGAUAAAAUUACAGAUAAAAAGCAUCUUGAAAUAAAGCUGUAAAAUUAUGAAAAAAAAAGAAAAUAAUUAGUUUAAAAAGCCAAAGAAGAACGACUAUUAAUAAUAGAAGAAUAAAAUAAGGGAAUAUGUGUAUUUGAUUCAAAUGGACAUGCAAAAGUAUUAUUUUAGCAUAAUGUAUUUAUUUUUGUUUUUUUUAAUAAGUAAAUAAUAUAGUUUUUAUUUUUAUUUAAAAAAAAAAAAAAUAAGUAAAAAGAAAUUGAACAAAUGAUGGAUUAAGAAAUAAAAAUUUAAUAAAUAAAAAAAUAAAAUGAAGAAAAAAUAUAACUUGAAAAACUAAAAGAGUAAUAAAGACUUUAAGAAAUUUAAGAAAAGAAAAAAAAAUAAGAAGAAGUUCGUCAUAAAAUGGAAUUAGAAAAAUAAUUAAGAACUUAAAAAGAACUAGAGCUUUUAAAAUAAAAAGAAAUUGAAAAUGAAUAAAGGGAAAAUGAAAGAUAAAAAUAAGAAGAAUAACGAAAAUAAGAGCAUUUAAUGAUACUUCUUUAAAAAGAAGAAUAAAGAAAAAUUAAAUAAGAAUAGUUUAAAAAAUCUACAUAAGAAAAAUUAAAAUAAUAAGAAGAAAUUAUACUCAAAAAAAAGGAAGAAAUGGAAAAAAGCAAUUAAAUUAGAGCAUAAAUUUUAGAAGAAAAAUAAUAAUAAAAAGCUAUAGAAUCUGAAUUAAAAAGGAAAUAAUAAGAAGAAAAACUUCUUUUUGUAAAAUAAAAAAACGAAUAAGAUAUAUAGAGAAUAAAAGAAGAAUUUUAAUAGAAAUAAUUGGUAAAUGAAAGGAAAAAAAUAUAAUUCGAAAAAGAAAAAGAGCAUAGAAUUUUAUAAAAUUAAAAAUAGGCAGAAAUGCAUAAAUUACUAAUUUCUUAGGUUUUAAAGAAUACAUAAGAAAUAGAAGAAUAAAAAAAACUUAAUUAUAUUAGAAGAUUAGAAGAAGUAGAACAAAGAAGAAAAAUUCUCCAAAAAGAAUAAGAAGAAGAAUUCAGAAUAUAGAAACUUAGAGAUUUAGAAAACGAAAAACAGCGAAAAAUGGUAUAAGAAAAUAACGAAAAGUUACUAAUAGAAAAAACAUAGCUAUAUGUCAAUAAAUUUUAAGAGAAAGAGAAUAAUGUUUAUAAAAUUUAAGAAAAAUUAAAAGAAGAAUUAUUAGACAAAGCAAAUUAUUUUAACAUUAUUCGAAUCGAAAGAAAAGAAACAGUUAAAAGAAUGUAGAGGAAAUAAAAUUGGGAAAAAGAUAAAUUAUUAUAAUCAAUAUAAGAUAAAAUGUAAAGGGCUGAAAUUAUGUAAAAAUAAAAAGAUGACCUUUUAGAAUAAAGAAAAAUAAUGAGAUAAUAAAUUAUUUAAUAAAAGUAAUAUAUUUAAUAAUAAAUGGAAAAAGUUAAAUAUGGAAAAAUUGAACCUAAUGAAGUACUUUCUUAAUUUAAAAAUACAAACUUUUCAGUUACUUAAGAAGAAUAAACAACUAAUAAAUAAUAAAAAAAGAAAAUUCUAUCCGCUUCAUUAAAAAGAAAUAAUAAAAGUUAUAGAAAUAAUUAAAGUAAUACUUUAUUAUCUGAU
Ichthyophthirius multifiliis is the source of this 1824-nucleotide messenger RNA. RefSeq lists its product as hypothetical. The annotation marks the transcript as partial. The transcript is spliced from 5 exons. The record is from RefSeq and is a predicted model, not a curated record. Lineage: Eukaryota; Ciliophora; Oligohymenophorea; Hymenostomatida.